AUGCACAAGACUACCGUAGACCUGACAACUAGCACGUCCACUUCAUUAAGUGAUAAAAAUGAGUUCCAUGCAGAUGUCCAUUUCAGAUGGGAUAGUAUUAGGAAGUUCAUAUAUGUUGGAUAUGCGUAUAGCUCCUCCAUAUUUUCAUUUGAUAUAUUUUCCAAAGUGGUCAUAGAAAACAUGACGCUUGUUGAGUUUAUUAUUUGUGCGCUAACAAUGGGCAUGGCGUAUAUGUUUAUGGACUUUUUCAUAAAACAGUACACAAGAAAAUUAGACACGAAUGAGAAUAUAAAUCCAUUAUUAAGAGGUGUGUCAUUUGGUAUUUUAUUGCAAACAACAUUGUGGGCGAUAAUCAACGCUACAAAUCUGGCUGAUUCGCUGCGAUUUUUGGCUAUUACCUUUCUUGUGGAACCUGGCUGGAUGAAUUGUCAGACAGCGAAACACGCCUUAUGUAUACCGUCAGAAGACGUCGUUCUACGAUGCAAGGCCAAAAAUAUAACAAAUAUAUUAUCUACAUCUGUACAUUUUCAUUAUGAAAAACUCUUUAUAAACUUUGAUAGAAGCAACCUAUCGACAAAGUUCUUUAUUAUUGCGAUCGUUUGGCUGUUCAAUUUUUUUAUCUCAACAAUCGCUGAUAGAGCUCUUUUAAAGCUAUUUAAAAUUACAUUUCUUUGGAGGACGCUAUCAACGCUGUUUAUUGUGAUUGUGCUAUUAUUUACUUCAUACACCAAGACGGCGUUCUAUCAGAUAUUGGAUUUGACAGAUCCGAGGAAGAAAUACCCGUCAUCGUUGAGUCGAGCGAACGAAAUAUUCGGGGUAGGUUUAAUUGGAGUUUACGAUUUUGGUACGAUGUCCCCAUUUACCAUGAUCGAUACGACAGUUGUUAUUUUCACUGUUGUCACUACAGCGAUUGCGUUCGCUAGAUCGCUUAUAGUAAGAUCGCUUUAUGCAGCGCUUUCUAGCUGUAUUGAAAUCAAGAUAGCUGUUACGCCCCAUUAUUUGCUCUUCGUUAUGAUACCGCUGAGCGUCGAAUUUAUGGAUCUACAUAAGCUAUACAUGUUCUACGUGUAUUUGAACUUGACAGUGUCUCUUGUGCCGGGGCUGGCUAUGCUAACUUUAACCAUAUCGAAAUUACUUCACAACGAAUUCCGAUCCGUUAAAUACAUUUACAUUAUUGGAAUAUCGUGCUUUUUGGGGUUUACUCUAUCCUUGCCUUUGACCGUGUUGCCAAUAAACAAACUAAAUGGGCUGAUGAUUGGCCAUAAGUUAAGUUCAUUGUACUUAGGCGGUUUCAAAGCUAUGAUCGUCAUGUGGAUGUAUGGAGUGAAGAAAUUUUCUGCAGAUAUACAAUUUUGGCUAGGCUUCAAGCCAACUGUGUACUGGAGAACUGUUUGGAUGCUUUUACCUGUAACAUUUUGCGUACUGAUUGUAAAUAAAAUUAACGAGUUAAGCAAAUUAAAUGAUUUACAGCAACAAAUUUUAGCAAUUGUUUGGGUGGUAUUUUCAUUUUUAAUUGUUGCUGUAUUUCAAAUUAAAACGAUUGCAAGAUAUAUUUUACAAAGCAAUUUAUCGGGUAUAUUGCGUAGCAGUACAAAAUACGGCCCAAUAGAUCCCGAUGACCGGAAGCGAAGGAAAUGUUUUGACGAGACAACUACGAGCCGCCAAUGCAGCCAUAACUGUAUAAUGUUAUCUGAAAAAUUUGAAUGUAAUCAUUUACCGUUGAUAUUCAAGCGUCAAUCAAAAACAAGUAAUGAUUCGUCUCUCAGGCAUAUAUUCGACGCCAGCGCAUCUAGAAAGAGGGUCUCAAGUGUGGUUGAUAUUUCGUAUAAUAACUAUAAUUAA
Messenger RNA from Pieris rapae (cabbage white), 1842 nucleotides. RefSeq names its product sodium-dependent dopamine transporter-like. Gene Ontology annotation, cellular component: membrane. The transcript is spliced from 12 exons. The coding region runs from base 1 to 1842 and encodes 613 amino acids. Gene Ontology annotation, biological process: sodium ion transmembrane transport. The record is from RefSeq and is a predicted model, not a curated record. Lineage: Eukaryota; Metazoa; Arthropoda; Insecta; Lepidoptera; Pieridae.